AAGCUGAAACAUGAGUAAAGAAUAAUGUAAAUUACGAACAUAGCUCCAGAAUCGAAUAGCUGACUAGCAAGAAAAACUGACUUCAAAAGUGUAGAUAAUUUUGCAUAAAUAAAGAACGAUACCUGAGAAUAUAUAUAUAUCUUCCUUUUUAUCCUCAAUUUACGUCGGGCUCAAUGGACUGAUGCCCUGUGUACUAAUCGGAUCGCCUUGAUGAAGAAUACGCAAAUAUGUACUGUCUGACUGAAUAGUGCUACCCAUCAGUUCUGCUGACAUGCCCAGUGGUCGAACAUUAGAACGCAAUGGAAAGAUUGGGGAUCAUAGAAGACAUUCAAAUGCAUCAUAUACUAGGUCUGAUGGCUCUGGGAGUGACAUAGAAGGAGGAAAUAUGGAGAACACUGCAGACACAGUCUCACGUAACAAGCAUUCAAAACAUUACAGCAAAGCAAAAGCUUCAGUGAAGAAGAGUCAUAAAAGACGACGUUCUCGUGAAAAAUCAGUGUCUGUUGACAAUACUAUUUUGUCUGUGGCAUCGUCUGUGGUAAAACCAUUAGUGGAAUAUUCAGAUGUAUCAUCAGAAGCUCUAUCUGGACCAGAAGCCGGUGAAAUUCAAAGUGACGAUAGUGCUCGUGUCAGUUUAAGUGAAGGUGAAGUAAGUCCUCCCACUGGAAAGUCCUCCCACCGCCGCAAGCACAGCAGGAGGGGAAGUAAAGAUGAUGCUUCGAAAUCUUAUAAGCACCACUCGGAGCACAAAAUCACACAGUCACAUGCAUCUCCCUCGAGACGGAGCCCCAGUAGAAAAGCUUCAACACCCCAUUCACCUUCACCCCAGACACUUAAGAGUGUUAAAAGAAGGGACCACCAGCGUUCUCUUUCACCAUUGGCAAUGAAAGAAUUGCGGCAUUGUAAACGUCAAGAACAAUCCCCUGUAUUAGAUAAACGUGUAGAUGGUGUUAGAGACAUUUCCCCCUCAUCAGCGUUAGAAGUGUAUAGAAAGAUAAAAGAUGAAAUGCGCAGCUCAAGUGGUAGGCAUCGAUCUCCUAGUUCUACAAGAAAAAAAGAAAAGAGGCACAAACGUGAUAAAGUUGAUAAACGAAGAGGAAGCCGAAAAUCGAGCAGGAGUCCAGCAUCAAGCACUGGAAGGAAGAAAAAGAAGAAACGAUACAGAAAAUCUAGCCCUGAGGUGUUCCAUCGUGAAAGGGUCCUUUCACACUCACCUACAAGAAGGGAAGGAAGCUUUGGCUCUCCUGAUGAAGAUCUAAUACAGCGAAGGCAACCAUCUUGGACACGACUGCCUCCAAAUGAAAUGGAAGGAGCUAUAUCACCUCCAAGGAAAGCAAAGAACACAGUGUGUUCACCUGAAUCUCCUCCUUUUAUUAGAAGUCCUACCAGUCCGCGGAAUAAGGAAUGCAGUGACAUGGAUAUCGAUCCAUCAGAUUCUGAACGUAGCCCAUCCCGGCGGUCUGUAACGCCAUCACAUACGACACCAAGGGCAAUGAGACGAGCUCGGACUCCUAUCUCAUCCCCACAUACACCUCCCUUGCCACCAAAAGCAUAUGAGAAAUUAGCAUCUUCAAGGUUAGCAGAUAGUGAUAAUACAAGUUGUAGGCAGUCCCCCAGCAUAACUGAUAGACGGUUGAACACUCAUUCAAGAUGCACUUUAUCUCCAACGGAACGCUCACAUACAAGAUCGAAGCCAGUUAUGAUUGAUGACGAUGAUAGACGUGAACAUUGGCCUUCCCACUCCCAUGCCAGUUCACCGAGAACUAUGGGUCAUUCCCGUACUCCAAGUCAUCAUCCUAGUCGUAGAAGUGUUAGUCCAUCAUACCACAAGAGAAGAAAAUCUUCACAAAGGGAGAGAGAGAAAACCAGAUCUCAUCGGCGAGAGAAGGAUCGGGAUCGUAGUUCCCACAAGACGAGGAGUCGAAGGUCUAGAAGCAGAUCACCAAUAGCAAGGGUACGUUGGACGCCGUCACGGUCACGCAGCCGCAGUAUGCACCGACGACGGCGUCCUUCGAGGUCUCGAUCACGUACUCCACCUCGUUUGCGCCGUUGGAGUCGUUCACCAAGCUACCACACACGUAAUGUGCGUGGCUCUAAGAGACCGCGCUCACGCUCGCCGAGGCCUAUGACGCCGCCACGAAAAUCGUACAAGACCAGGAGUCCAAUGACGAAAAGCCCUAGGACUCCGAGAAGUCCUAUUUCUUCAUCUGGUGCAAGUGUGAAGGACCUGCGUGAUGCAAAAAUGAGUGAAACUAGCCUUUUUGCAGAACUUGUGAAAGACAAAAACACUCGUGAGUUAGCUAUGAAGAGACUUGCACAGUUAAAGGAAAAGACUGCUAAUAGGGACAGUGAAGUUGAAGAGAUAAUCAUCUUGGACAAAGAUGAAUCAAGCACUGAUACUGUAGAAAUAACAAAAUCUGUUUCCUCACAGAGCAACCAGACUGCACAGACUGCUCCAGUCACUCAAACUUCACAAACUUCUCAAGCGCAACAGAUGACACCGUCAACUCUCUCAGUUGUGACAUCACAAGUGUCUUUGCCACCACUGCCACAGCAGCAACAGCAGGUUCCUCAUCAAACACAAAUUCCUCCACAAGUCCAGAUUACUCAGCUGCCACUACCAGUGCACACUCAGCUGCCAAAUGUUCCUUAUGUCCCUGCAGCAUCACAGUUAGAUGUUAAUACUAUUCCUGUACCUUCAAAUGAUGCAGUAAAAAUAUCCCAGUUUCCACAGACUGACCCCAUUCGUAACACCCCUACUGGUACACAGCAAUCUGGAAAUGCUAAUGUUGGUCAAGCAUUGCAGGAUGCUGGCACAGGACUUGGUGGUAGUUUGGCAGUACUCCCUGCACAGAAAACUUCUGAUGCCAAUGUGCAGUCAGAGCAGCAGGCAGUGUGUCCUCCUUCAGAUACUGUAUCUCUUAAUGUGGCACCUUCUGGUUAUUUACCUCUCCACGGGCAGGAGCUUGCUGUUGUGACAGCUUCACCAAGAAACUCGACUGUGUUGCAGAUUCCUACUCCUGCUGCCACUGCUCCUCCUUCAGUAAGUCAUGCCACAAGUCAGCUGCCACAGGAUCCUACCCAAGUUAUUAAGGACCAGAAAGUGUUGAAGUUAGUGAAUGAGGUACCAUUAGUGCAGACAAAGCCUGUCUCAUCUGACGUCAGUAGCUCGGCCAGCGGAGCAGGGCAAGUAAGCAAACCUGUUAUGGCAGAUGUUGGUCAGACUCAACAAGCAAAACAUAAGGAUCUCACAAAACUUCCAAUGCCACCUGGUAUUAACCAAAGUGACUUUGAGAGUAUUGAUUCACCUCCAAGUAGAUCACCUACUCCAGAGCCAGUGAAACAGAAGGCACUUGGAAUAAAGGAUUUGCCAAUGCCACCAGUCGUUAUGGACUCUGAAGACCUUAGCCCAGAGGAAGAUGCACCAGCAACACCUCCACCACCAGUGAUGGUAGAAAAGGUGAAGCCAAGCAAAACAUUGCCGCGGCCCAAGCUGAAGCGUCCCAAAAUUUUGCACCGCCGCCGAGUGAAGACUGCCAACACGACCAUGUCAGCAACUGGUGGCAAAGAUUGGGGUGAAAGAUGUGUUGACGUAUUUGAAGUAAUGGCACAGAUUGGUGAAGGGACAUAUGGCCAGGUGUACAAGGCAAGAGACAGGAGGUCAGGUGACUUAGUUGCAUUAAAGAAAGUGCGGCUUGAGAACGAGAAAGAAGGUUUUCCUAUCACAGCUGUCAGAGAAAUUAAAAUUUUACGUCAGCUCAAUCAUAAGAACAUAGUUAAUCUCAGAGAGAUUGUUACUGACAAACAAGAUGCCCUGGAUUUCAGGAAGGAUAAGGGAUCAUUCUACCUCGUUUUUGAGUAUAUGGACCACGAUUUAAUGGGUCUUCUGGAGUCUGGCAUGGUUGACUUUAAUGAAGCCCAUAAUGCUUCCAUAAUGAAGCAACUACUCGAUGGUCUGAAUUACUGUCACAAGAAGAAUUUUCUACACAGAGAUAUAAAGUGUAGCAACAUUCUUAUGAAUAACAGGGGUGAAGUGAAGUUAGCAGACUUUGGUUUGGCAAGAUUGUAUAAUGCUGAUGAUCGGAAAAGGCCCUACACAAAUAAAGUUAUUACACUGUGGUACAGACCGCCAGAGUUACUUCUGGGUGAAGAGCGAUAUGGACCUGCAAUUGAUGUGUGGAGCUGUGGCUGUAUUCUUGGUGAACUCUUUGCAAAGAAACCGAUGUUUCAGGGGAAUGUGGAGCUAAUGCAGCUGGACAUUAUCUCUAGACUUUGUGGUACACCAACACCAGCUGUGUGGCCCUCUGUAAUAAAAUUACCAUUGUGGCAUACACUGAAGCCAAAAAAACCACACAUGCGGCGUUUGCGUGAAGAGUAUGAAAUGUUUAUGCCCGCAUCGGCCCUUGAUCUGCUAGAUAAGAUGCUUAGACUUGACCCUGAGAAGAGAAUCACAGCUGAAGAGGCUCUCAAAUCAACAUGGCUGAAGAAUGUGUGCCCUGAAAAAAUGCCUGUGCCUGAACUACCUACGUGGCAAGAUUGCCAUGAAUUGUGGAGCAAAAAGCGAAGACGACAGCUGCGUGAACAGCAAGAAUCUCUUCAGAAUUUGCCUCCUGGUAAACCUUCUACCUUGAAAGAAAAGACUUCGAGUAAUAAAUCUUUUGAGGAGAGCUUUGAAAUGGGAGGAUCUGCCAACUGUACCCCUUCGAAGCAGGCAAUGUCUGACAGUUCUUCAAAGGCGUUGAAGAAAGAAGCUGCCGUCUUUUCAUCACGUGGUGUAGAAGAUGCUUACAACCAGGCAGUGUUUUCUACAGCAAUGGCAAUGUCUGCUGCAGGGAAUACAUCUCCAUAUCUGCAGAAUGUCUCAGGGCCUAAUAGUCCCUUAGUUGGACGACCUAUACCUCGUCUUGGUGGUGGAAUUGGAGAAUCUUCAUUAACACCACCUCCAAAUUCAAAUAUGGCAGCACUUGGGUGUAUGUCAUCUAAUCACUCAGAAGGUUCUCAUACUCCUCAGGCAAUUGAUGACCACCCCAGUAUGGAAACAAUGUCCCUUCAAAAACAGCUGUCAGUGCUGUCACAUGCAUUGGUUAAUAAACUGCCAGUACAUGUUGGACAGCUGUUGUCUCUCCAUGCAGAGAAAGAGUCUGAUCCACAGUCACAACAGCUGAUCCAGAAACUUCACAUGGAGCUGAGGGGAGCUGUUGGUGGUAAAUACAAUAGUCAAGCGUUCCAGAUCAGUUCUAUGAGGCUGGAUCCAAAACAGCUAAUAUUUAAUCCACCAGGUGGAAACUUGUGGUCAGUGGGUGGAAAGGCAGACGGCAGUUUCGAUGCACAUGCUGUUUAUGCUGGUGAUAACGCUGUUAGUAGUGGCAGUCGAAAUUGGGGUGGUGUGACACCCCUUGCUACUGAAGGUGUCCGCACUGCAUUAGCAACUUUGUUUAGUCGUCAUGGGUUGUCAGGUGCUGCUGGAAUACUCAUGAAAUCUAUGGCCAAGGACUCAGGUACAGUACCCCCUCAGUCUCGAACAUUUCAUCCAGGUUUUAGUGAGUCAGAACAGGGUCAUCCCAUCGCUACAACGUACAGUGCAGAUAUAAGUGGUGAUACAGGUAACCUUCAUACAGACAGUUUGCGAAAUGUGGGUUCAAAUGUUCCUGGGAGAGGUAGAAGUCGUGGCGGUAGGGGUAUGUAUCGUGGUGGGCCCAGAGGGUCAGUAAUUCGUAGCCCUCAAGACUCCCACACUCCUGUAUUUACAACGCCGCCGCCACCUUUACACAGGCCUCCUCUGCCCUGGGGUACAGGUCGAGGAGCACCUUUCCCUUGGAGAGGACCGCAUCCAGGAAGAUAGUAUCGGAGAAAUUCCCGAGUGGUUCUUGGGGUAAAAGCUCGGACAUAUCAGGUUUUCUGUACUUGAAAUGUGUGGAAUUCACUGACAUAGAAGAUAUUACAUAGCUAUUUUUAUCAGAUGGUGAUGCUAAUGCUCAUUUUUCAUUAAUUCCUUGGUGCUAUCAGUAUUUUAUGUGGAGUCUCUGACUUCCCUUUUGUAUUGCAGGAAUGUGUGGUAUGUAGCACAUUGUCUGGUUAAGAUUUGCCAUAAUUCAGUUUCAUUAAUAUUAUUCUUACCCAUCACAGAAACGUAGAAUGGUAAUCAUACCCUGGAAACAAAGGCUGUGUUUGUUAGUGUACUAGUACAAAUAUGAUUUGUAGUUUUCAUCAGAUGUGUAAUGUCUCAUCUUCCAGUCACCAUUCACAACACUGAAGGUGUGGCUUCAUAGAAUACAUUGGAAAGCUUAUUAAAACCCAGAACUUACAUUGUGAUAAACAGUGUCACAUCAUUGAAAUGUAUAUUUUGUGAUUAUUGUUCAAAUAUAGUGAAUUGAUUCGUAGAGCAGUUGGCAUUGCUAAUAUUUUUGUUCCAUUUUGAUCAUCACUUGUGUCGCCGUGCCUUACUUUUUCUUUAUGAUUUUAAAUCAUGAAAGUGACAUGUUAUCACACUUGCCCUUCAGUUGCUCGAAGGCUAGCAUUACUCCUGAAUAUGAUAAGUGUACUUAGUUUCUGCUAUAUAACAUGCAUCUUUAUUUAUGGCCGAUGUUUGAUCUUUUAUUAUAAUUUCUUGUUUACAUUGAAUUGUCUCAGCUUUUCUUGGGUACAGGAAGUAGCAGUGAGUACUUCUUCCUCUGUCAUAUUUUUUAGUAGUCUGUUCAAAAAAACAGAGGGAGAGCUAUGCUGCAAUACACUUUCUAUGUUAGCUGGAAAGUUCAUGUUUGUUUUAUUGUUAUUUUCAUAAUGGUAAUGGAGUUUGUGCUAAGCAUUCUCUGUAGCGAACUGAAUGUUUUAUAUGGUUGUGGCCACAUACAAUAGUCCAGUCCCUGCCUUUGGUGGUCUACAAAUGACGAUUGAUGUAGUUGAGGUUCAUGAUACUGAAUCAUGUAAGUUAAAAAUAUUGCUCUUUCAGAUCUGUCAAACAGUCUUUGGAUACAUAUUGUUUGGCAACAAGAGCAUUAUUCUUAUUUGUCUACCAAAGAUGAACUGUUGUGUUGAUUCACUAUAUAGUGUGUAUACAAGUUGCUGAUGUGUAAAUAUAUUGUCAGGUGAUUAUACAUCUGAUAUUUGUCAGCAGAUUGUGGACUUAAUCUGGUACCAACAGAUUUGUACAGUGUACACAUUAAGAAAGUUGUUUAAUAUUAUAUGUUAUAUGUUUCUCUUCCUUUUAUACCUUUUUUAAUGAUAUGCUUAAUUUUUUAAGCAAAUCAUAGAUGUAAAGUGUAUAUAUCAUAUUGAAUGUGACAGUAAGUCAUAAAUGCAUUCCAGUUAAAAUUUUGAGAAAUGCUGUUUGUGCCUUGUGCAACAUUUUUGAGAAAUAUUCGAAUACUGGAUAUAAGUGAGCGAUAAAAAUAAACUAUUAUUUAUUUCAUCAAGGCUCAGUAAAUGUUGCCUUGUUGCUUUGUAAUAUAAAAUUUAAUAAAUAAAUACAAUUUAAUGUUCUGUAUAGUACAAAUCCAAUGUUGUUAUUUGUAUAGUAGGCAUAGCAGUGUUUUUGUUGAAUUUACUGCAUGUUUGUGUUGCCCUGUAA
Messenger RNA from Schistocerca americana (American grasshopper), 7567 nucleotides. It is a transcript of the gene Cdk12, whose product is annotated as cyclin-dependent kinase 12. Bases 272 to 5842 code for a protein of 1856 amino acids. The record is from RefSeq and is a predicted model, not a curated record. Gene Ontology annotation, biological process: positive regulation of transcription elongation by RNA polymerase II; transcription elongation by RNA polymerase II; protein phosphorylation. Gene Ontology annotation, cellular component: nucleus; cyclin/CDK positive transcription elongation factor complex. The transcript has 13 exons. Lineage: Eukaryota; Metazoa; Arthropoda; Insecta; Orthoptera; Acrididae. Gene Ontology annotation, molecular function: ATP binding; RNA polymerase II CTD heptapeptide repeat kinase activity; cyclin binding.